Lachancea sp. 'fantastica' is the source of this 1356-nucleotide messenger RNA. NCBI's taxonomy places the organism in Eukaryota, Fungi, Ascomycota, Saccharomycetes, Saccharomycetales, Saccharomycetaceae. The record is from the annotation of a GenBank genome assembly.
AUGGGUUGCGGAGCAAGCGUUCUGGGACCAGACGAUGAAAAGGACCUGUUUCUACAGGGCAAGAAGGCCAGUGAAGCAAUUGAACGAUCACUACAAAUACAGAAACAGAGGGACAAUAAGGAAAUCAAGCUGUUACUGCUGGGAGCUGGUGAAUCGGGAAAGUCUACUGUCUUGAAACAACUAAGACUGCUUCAUCAAGGCGGAUUCACCAAUCAGGAAAGAAUCCAGUAUACACAAGUGAUCUGGGCAGAUGCGAUCCAAUCAAUGAAGAUUCUGAUAGUCCAGGCCAGACGUUUGGGAAUUCCGUUGGAUUGUGACGAUCCACAGGCUAAUAGACAUCUCUUCGAACAGAAGCGAUUGGUUUUGAAGGCUAAACCACUGGAAUUGAUCGACGCAAGUUUGGCAGGCGGUUCUGGGUUCUUGAACGACUACGUUCUCAAAUACUCAGAGACCAGUGAGCAGAAAAGACGGGGACAAAGUACUGGUCAAGCACAGGGUCUGGAUCACAACGAAGCCCUAAAUGUGUUUGGAGGAGACGAAGGUGCAAAUCCACAAGAUUUGAGUCUCAACUUGCAAGAGCUAUCACAGGGGCUGAGUGAGGGCGAAACUAAUACUGCCGCACACACAGGCGUAAGACCAGCCACCAGCGCCACACAGGUCGCCAACGCCAUCCAGACGCUAUGGAGACAAGACCGAGGAAUUCGCCAGUGUUUUGCACGAUCCAAUGAAUUCCAGCUCGAAAGCUCUGCAGAGUACUAUUUCGAGCACAUCCACCAGUUUGCUACUCCGGGCUACAUUUGUUCCGACGAGGACAUCUUGAAAGGCCGUAUCAAGACUACAGGAAUCACAGAAACCACUUUUAGUAUUGGUGGUUCCAGUUUCAAAGUCCUAGAUGCAGGUGGCCAGCGUUCUGAACGUCGUAAGUGGAUCCACUGUUUCCAAGGAAUCACAGCUGUACUGUUCGUUUUGGCAGUGAGUGAAUACGACCAGAUGCUGUUUGAAGACGAGCGUGUAAACCGCAUGCACGAGUCCAUCAUGCUGUUCGAUACUUUACUAAAUUCGCGAUGGUUUGCCAAUACACCUUUCAUCUUGUUUUUAAACAAGACAGACCUGUUUCAACAAAAGCUCACCAGGUCGCCCAUUCGGCAGUUCUUUCCUCAUUACCAAGGCCGUGUGAACGACGCCGACGCUGGAAUGAAGUACUUUGAGAACAUCUUUUUAAGCAUGAACAAGUCUCAACGUCCCAUUUACGUACACCGAACGUGUGCAACAGAUCCACAUAGCAUGCGAUUCGUGCUCACGGCGGUAGCGGACUUGAUCAUCCAACAGAAUCUAAAGAAUAGUGGGAUACUAUGA